Drosophila busckii is the source of this 1290-nucleotide messenger RNA. Its product is annotated as probable ribosome production factor 1. Gene Ontology annotation, molecular function: rRNA primary transcript binding. The coding region runs from base 70 to 1266 and encodes 398 amino acids. Gene Ontology annotation, cellular component: nucleolus; preribosome, large subunit precursor. Lineage: Eukaryota; Metazoa; Arthropoda; Insecta; Diptera; Drosophilidae. The transcript has a single exon. The record is from RefSeq and is a predicted model, not a curated record. Gene Ontology annotation, biological process: maturation of 5.8S rRNA; maturation of LSU-rRNA.
CAACCCUGACUGGACGUCAACACGUGCGGCUCGCUUGUAUUUUUCGUAUUCACUUGUAGUUUUGCACAAAUGGGAAAACCUAAACGAAAGCCGCUGCCUGCAGCUAUAAAGGAUGAAACAGACAGUGAUUCCAGCUUUGCCGAAGAGCCGGAUAGCGAUAAUGAAGCCGCCGUCGAUGAGGGACCAGUUACUGACAGCAGCGACAGCGAUGAGGAAGUAAACAGUAAGCAGAAGAAGAAAUUAAAGCCAGCAGGUGACACCGCUGACAAUGAAAUUGAUGAGGAAGAAGCUGAAGCAGACGACGACGACGACAAUGAUGAUGAUGAAGAAGAUGAUGACGAAGAUGACAAAAAGGCGCGUAUACCAGUACUCAAUCCGCUGAGUUUAAUGAAAAAUAAAGAACAACGCACGGCACUCUAUCGCAAAAUGAAGAAGGAAAAGCACAAGAAGAAAAUGCAGGAGCGUCGAGCAAGGCGUAAAGCUGGCGUACCAGCCAAUCCGGGGCACACCAUUGAAAGUCUGCGUGAAAAGGAUCAGACAGAAGUGAGCAAUCUGAACGAUUCGGACAAUGAGGAGUUGCGUAAAGAGCUGGAAAUUGAUGACUUUAGCACAUAUUUUGAGCGUGUAUAUGAACCCAAGGUGCUAAUCACAUUUGCGGACAAUCCCGUCACCAAAACACGCAAGUUUGGCUUAGAGCUGUCGCGCAUCUUUCCAAAUGCAUUGGUCAAGAUAAGAAACAAAGCUUCAGUAAAAAAGAUCUGCAAGAGCGCCGAACGCGAGCAAUUCACAGAUGUGGUCAUCAUCAAUGAGGACAGGCGUCAACCUAAUGCAUUGUUGGUCAUACAUUUGCCCAACGGACCUACGGCGCACUUUAAGCUUUCCAAUGUUAAGCUCACCACGGACAUAAAGCGUGACCACAAAGAGAUAACCAAGCAUCGCCCCGAGGUAAUCUUAACAAAUUUUACUACACGUCUGGGCCUAACAGUUGGUCGCAUGUUGGGCGCGCUGUUCCAUCAUGAUCCCGAGUUUCGAGGCCGUCGUGCUGCAACCUUUCACAAUCAGCGUGAUUAUAUAUUCUUUCGGCAUCAUCGCUACGAAUUCAAUAAGGAGGGCAAACGCGUAAAGCUGCGCGAGCUUGGACCCCGAUUUACGCUCAAGUUACGCUCACUGCAGGAAGGCACGUUCGAUAGCAAGACUGGAGAUUAUAGUUGGGUUAUCAGCAACAAACGGCACGCCAUGGAGUCGAGACGUCGCUUCUUUCUUUAAGUUAAUUGACAUGUUUAUUGCGGU